Messenger RNA from Clarias gariepinus (North African catfish), 396 nucleotides. RefSeq names its product chemokine (C-C motif) ligand 20a, duplicate 4 (gene ccl20a.4). Gene Ontology annotation, biological process: lymphocyte chemotaxis; G protein-coupled receptor signaling pathway; monocyte chemotaxis. Gene Ontology annotation, cellular component: extracellular region. Gene Ontology annotation, molecular function: CCR chemokine receptor binding; chemokine activity. Lineage: Eukaryota; Metazoa; Chordata; Actinopteri; Siluriformes; Clariidae. Bases 88 to 393 code for a protein of 101 amino acids. The transcript is spliced from 3 exons. The record is from RefSeq and is a predicted model, not a curated record.
CAUCAAGAGAAGUAAACCUUGUUCUACUUGUUUCAUAAUCUCAUUCCACUACUGUAGAUAUCAUUAAGAGACUUACUUCUUUAAACUAUGACUAAACCUCUGCUUGUUCUUCUCAUGCCGUUGGUGCUGUUGUGUGUGUCUCUGGGAGAAAGCAAUCAAAUGAGAUGCUGUACAAGUUUCUCACUAAAACCUUUGCCUCUCAAUCGACUGAAACAAUUCUCAGUACAGGACGCAACUACAGUCUGUCGACUGCAUGCUGUGAUCUUAACCACAGUGAAAGGAAAAAAGAUUUGUGCUGAUCCUGAUUUAACAUGGGUUAAACAGGCUGUGAAUUACAUUAGUAAGUACAGCGUUAUACUGAUUUAUAACAGCAGUCCCAGCCAAAGGCAAUAGUCU